Vigna angularis (adzuki bean) is the source of this 423-nucleotide messenger RNA. RefSeq lists its product as uncharacterized. The record is from RefSeq and is a predicted model, not a curated record. The transcript has a single exon. NCBI's taxonomy places the organism in Eukaryota, Viridiplantae, Streptophyta, Magnoliopsida, Fabales, Fabaceae. The coding region runs from base 1 to 423 and encodes 140 amino acids.
AUGAUCCUAGCUAUUGGAAAACACUGCAACAACAUCACCGAGCUGAAAUUUUCUGAUGGCAACUUUGAAGAAAAGCAUGCUUUGGCCAUGACUAAAUACACCCCGAAGUUGAAGAUAUUGAGCAUUCGGCAUAUAAUAAUGAGCUGGAAGGCAUUGUUGUGUGUGCUGAAUUUCUUGGAAGAUUUGGAGAAGGUGAACAUAUGCAACAGUUUGAUUCUGGAGACAGCAUAUCCUCUAACAUUUGUAGAGAUGAGUGAGCUAAAGGACCUUUUGCCAACAUCGAGUAUGGAAAAGCUUAUAUAUUGUGAAACAGGAACGUGCUUGAGGUGCAUGAAUGGUAGAGACAUUAUUCGAAGCAGAAAUGGACCCUAUGAAGAUAUAUGGGGAGAGGAUGAGAUAGCAUCUCUUGCACAUUUGCCUUAA